CGGAAGCCUGGGCCACCGCAGCGCCGCCGCCGCCGCGCGCCUCGCCCCGCCCGGGCCCGCCGCGCAGCCCCCCGCUCACUUCCAGCCCGGAAAGUACUUCCCGUCGCCGCUGCCCAUGGCUUCGCACACAGGUCAGUGCCAGCCGGGCGGGCGCGGGAGAGGAGACCCUGCCGCGAGGUGGGCACGGUCGAGGGUCGGAUGGGAGCCUGCCCCUCCUCUCUCGGAGCGUUUGCGGAGAAGCCUUCGGUUUCAUUUCCCUGCUCCGGCACCGGUGGCGGCCCGCGCGUCCUGCGGGGGCCCCCCGAGCCGGAUCAUCGCGGUUUAGAGCGCCCUUCCCCGGGGUCCCCCAGGGUCUCGGAGGGGCAGACCCGGAGCCGGCUAAAAAUAAAGCCUUUCCCCUCCUGCACCCUCCCCCACCCCUUCCUGCCGAAGAACUAAAUUCCGCGGAAACCUCAUUUCUGCAUUUUGCAUUCACAUCCUUAAGACAUUCCGGGGCUGGGACAACGAGGCCACUUUUCUGCGGGAACAAAAACGGCUGUUGUGACUUGGGGAGGGGAGUGCCGCGGCCUCUCGGAUUAGGGCGGUGUGUGCGCGGGGUGAGCGUUAAUAGGGACUGCUGGUGUAAGACGAGCAAAUCCUGUUUCUAUAUAAAGCCUUGAAGUGUCAGGGCGAGAAUGGGUUUGCAGGGGAUGCAUUUGCUUUAACAAGUGCCUCUGGUAUCCUGCUAAAGCCGGACAAAGCGUGGCCAGAUCGUGGCCCAGCCUCUCGGCCUGCGCUCUGGGGGAGGGCAACGCCGGCGCCGGCUCGGCUGGGGGCGGCGCGGGGGCCGCCGCCGGAUUUCGGUGCAGGCGAGUUCGCAGAUUUGCUCCAAGAGAAGAGAGCUGGGGCCUCCCUGCACUCCAGUCCUCUCCCGGGAAAGAGCUGUUCCUUGGCAGAGCUGACCCAAAUCUCCAGAACGGUCCCCCUCUGGGGUGGCUUCGAUACUACUUGUCGAGCCAGGUCAGAGGAGAAGCAGGGCCAGGCAGAGGGUGGCAAAGGGGCCUCUACCUCGCCGAGACCCUGGAGGUCACUGGCCAGCGCCGGCUGAGCUUGCAGGAAGCCAGAGUGGCUGCGCGUUUGGGGACCCGCUGGUCACCCUGGAAGCCAGCAGCCGCCUGAUGGGAAACUCUCCGGCCUCCUCUUUCAUGGGCAGUUUCCUCACCAGCAGCCUGGGCUCGGCAGCCUCUGCGCACCCCAGUGGCCCCACCCCGUCUCCCUCGGAUCAGGCCUACCGGGGCUCACACCCCGCCACGUCCCAGAUCUGGUUCUCCCACUCCCAUGAAGCUCCAGGGUACCCCAGAUUUUCGGGGAGUCUGGCAUCCACCUUUCUACCCAUGAGCCACUUGGAUCACCAUGGAAACAGCAAUGUUCUCUAUGGGCAACAUCGUUUCUAUGGAACCCAAAAAGAUAACUUCUACCUGCGCAACCUGCCCCCCCAGCCCACGCUCCUGCCCGCCAACCACAACUUCCCCAGUGUGGCCCGGGCCGCCCCUGGCCACCCCAUCGGCUCCUGCAGCCGCGACAGGGGCGAGGCCAGCCACCUACAGAAGGGCACCAAGGAGUUCGACCGCUUCCUCAUGGGCAAAGAGAAAGCCGGCAAGGCAGCUGAGGGCAAGGAGCGGCCGGCGGCGGAAGAGGACGUCGGCCGGGGGCGGCACAAGCUGGUGCUGCCUGUGCCAGGGGACUCUCACUGCAAGGAGGGCAACGUGGCCCGGGGAGCCUGCGAAGGCCGCCCCAAGCACCUGGCCUCCUGCCUUCUCAACACCAAGGUGCUCGACGGUGAGCUGGGCCGGUCCGCGCUGGCCAGCUGCGCGGGGGCCGUGCUAGGGCGGCCGGGUGUGGGCAUGCCGGCCUCUGGACGCUGCACCAAGGAGGCGGCGGGCCCCACAGAGCCUGGGCCAGCCUUCAGCGAGUGCCUGGAGCGGAGGCAGAUGCUGCACCACGCCGUGUCCUACACAGUGCCGUCCGGCCUGCCCGCGGGGCCGCCCCCUCCCCUCAGCACGGCCGCAGCCGGCCCCUUCCCCUGCCUGCAGCUGCAUGGGGGCCCGGAUGGGCUCUGCCCCUUGCAGGACAAAGUCCCCCGGGACCUGAAGGCCAGCGGGCCCACCUUCGUGCCUUCCGUGGGACACCUGGCCGACAAGAGCCGCCCCUUCCAGGCGGCCGAGGCCUGUGCCGUGGUGGGUGAGGGCAAGGACCGGCACCUGGAGGCGGCCGCCGCGCCUGACCAUGCUGCGCCUUACGGGGUCUCCUAUGCCCACCUGAAGGCCGAGAGCAAGGGCGAGCGGCGGUCCGGAAGCUUCGAAGCGGCCCUCAACCCCCGGCUGAAGGGCCUGGAGUACCUGGACAGCGCCGGCCCCGAGGCCCCCUUUCCUGGGCUCCCCAAAGCGGGUCUGGACAAAAGCGGCUACUUUGAGUUGCCCGCCCCCUCGCAAGACUGCGCCCGGCCUAGUCACCAGGACCCACUGGGCGGGAAGGUCACCCAGGCCUGCUGCACUUUAGACAAGGCUGCCAGCAAGGAGACUCCUGUGGGUGCCCCCGGGGCCCAGAAGGUGGCUCGCAUCCGGCAUCAGCAGCACCUGGUGGCCCCUGAGGUAGAACCGGGGGGCAGCGGGGCCGAGGCCAAGCGCAAGUCUCUGGAGCUGGCGUCUCUGGGCUAUGGCGGGCCGCCCCCGCCCCCGUGGAACGUCCAGUCAGGCCAGGGGGCCCCCAUGGCCAUUGGUGAGGAGCGCAAGGCGGGUGCCUAUCUGGACCCCUUUGGUGGCACCCUGCAGCAGGCCGCCCUCCUGCCGCAGGACCUGCCUGCCCCGCCUGACGAGGUCUCGGCCAUGAAGAACCUGCUCAAGUACAGCAACCAAGCGCUGGUCGUCGGCCAGAAGGCACCCUUCGUGGGCCUGGGGGGCCUGAAGGCCAGCUGUGCCCAGCAGGAUGGGAAGUUCCCGAACUCCAAGGGUGCAGGCCAGGCCUCAGGCGAGGUGGAAAGGCCUGACUGUGCCCGAAGCCGGGAGCAUGAUGCCACCCACAGUGAUGGGGAGGUGCGGCAGCCGCCAGUGGGCAUUGCAGUGGCCUUGGCCAGGCAGAAGGACACGGUGAGCCGGUCGGAGUCAGCCUACGGUGCCAACACAGGGCGUCAGGGCCGGGCAGCCCCCGCCUUCAAAGCUGGUGGUGGGCCCCGCUCCACCCACCCACUGGACCUGGAGGCCGAAGAGGAGAGGGCCCGCCUAUGUGAGGACCGCCUGGGGCUCGCCGGCCGCGAACUGCUGCUGCAGGACAACAAGGACCUCGUGGAGUUCGCCCGGAUCCACCCAUCAGGCGGCUGUCCCGGGGACCUGGCCCCCCAUCUCAUGAUCGCUGGGGGAUCCUCCCUGCAGAGCGGCCAGCUGGCCGGGGACCCGGCCCCCCAUCCCCACCCUGCCCACCCUCCCUGGCUGCCCCGCACCCGCAGCCCCUCCUUGUGGAUGGGAGGACAUUCCUACGGCCUUGGGCACCCUGCCCUGCACCAGAAUCUGCCCCCCGGCUUCCCUGCAUCCGUGCCUGGCUCCAUGCCCCCCGUCUUCCCUCUCUCCCAGGACGCCCCCACACAACUAGUCAUCCUGCCAUCUGAGCCCACACCCCACACGGCCCCCCAUGCGCUUGCUGAUGUCAUGGACCAGGCUUCGCUGUGGCCCCCCAUGUAUGGGGGCCGGGGCCCCGCCUCCCACAUGCAGCACCCCGGCCAGCUCCCCGUCUACUCCCGGUCCCAGUUCCUGCGGCAACAGGAGCUCUAUGCCCUGCAGCAGCAGCAGCAGCAGCAGCAGCAGCGGGCCACUCAGGCCCUGGAGCUGCAGCGGGCCAGCCAACUCCAGCAGAAGCCUGAGGACCACCACCUGGAGCUGGAGGAGCCUGCCCAGGAGAAGGCCUUGAAGUCCACCCACAAGCCAGUUGCCUUAACCCCCACGGCCAAGGGCACCCCCUCACCUGCCACCGCAGGCCCUGCGAAGCUGUCACCCUGCUGCCACUCUCCCGCCCCGAAGCCCCCCCCCGCCAGCUGCCCUACACCACCACCGCAUCCUGGCGCCCCGUGCACUUUAUCCGUCUGCCCCACCGGCAGCCCCGGGCCAGGCUCCAAGCUGCCCAGCGCCGAAGACAAGAGUGGGGAGGGCCAGCGGCCCAGAGCCGACCUCAACACGUUGGAACCAGACCUGCCUCCUGGAUACACGUGCCCUGCGGCGGCCAGCUCGGGCUUCUCCCUGCCCCGCAGCGUGCACUCAUCUGACCUCUCGGACCCUGAAACUAUGCAAACUGCCCCUCUGGGGGCCCAGCCUGAGCUGGCCAGGACGUUCCCGCCCGGGGAGCGCUGCCUCCGCAGCCCCCAGAAACUGGAGGAGGCUGGGCUGCCCUCAGGGACCAGGGAGGCCACCCAGGACCUUGCCGCUACCCCCUACCCUGCCGAGCGGGCACCCCCGGGGAAGGCAGCAGACCCAAGCCCGCUUGAGGGGCUGCGAGAACUUCGGUGCGGGGCUCUCCUCGAGGGAGGGGGCCCUGAGGCCUCUGGCCAGGCUGAUUCUACUCAGGGAGGAGGGGCCCCAGAGGCAAGGACCACGGAGGAGGGGCGGGAGGACGGACAGCUGGGGCCCUCGUUGGGGGCUGGUCCCCAGGCCGUGGAACAGCCAGCGAGGAGCCUGGGCACCCUGAAUCAGGCCGAGCCGGGCAAACAGCAAGGCCCUACAGAAGCAGAGGCAGAGGAGGUGGCCGAGUUGGAGGAGGCUGAGCUAGAAGAGGAGGAAGAGGAGCAGGACUGGGGUUCGACUCCUGACAACAGCCAGCUGCCCGGGGAGCUGCCCGGGCUGGACGCUCUGGUGGCAGCCACCAUCAACCUGGGGGACCUGCCCAACGUCGGCCCACUGGACCCUCCGCCCCCUGCUGUCCCUGGGCCACCCCGCACAGCUCCCCUGCCCCGUAGCUCAGGGAUUCAUGGAAUUGCCCUGCUCAGCGAGCUGGCCGACCUGGAGAUCCAGCAGCAGAGGACUGAGCCAGCCCUGCAAGAGGAGGAGGAUGUGCUGGCCUUCAACCUGCAGCGCCUGGCCACCCUGGCCUCAGCCUGGUCCCUGGUCGAAGCUGCUAACCUGGACAGCCCUGCCUCCUUGGCCCAGCCCCCUACCGCUGACCCCUGCAGGGCUCCCACGCUCACCCCCCGCAUGCAGAUCCUGCGGCGCAAGGACACCUGGACCCCCAAGACCAAGCCUGUGUGCCCGCUGAAGGCUGCCAUCGAUCGGCUGGACACGCAGGAGGUGGAGAUGCGCGUGCAGCUGGCGGAGCUGCAGAGGCGCUACAAGGAGAAGCAGCGGGAGCUGGCCCGGCUGCAGCGCAGGCACGACCAUGAGGCAGUGACCUCUGCUGGACGCUUGCCAGGGAGCCAGGAAGGGCAUCAGUCUCUGACCACCCUUCCUGCGGUCCCCAGGAGAGAGGAGAGCUCAAGGAGCCCUGCCAGGCGAGGGCCUGGCCGGCCACGGAAGCGCAAAUACUCCAGUUUGCUGCCUGCCCUGCGCCCCAGCGACAGCAAGAAAGUCAAGGCUGUGCGGUCUAGCCUGAGCCUGCUAUGUGCUGAGCUGCGGGGCGGCGAUGAUGAGCCUUCGAAGAAGCGAGGCCGGCUGGAGCAGGGCACCUACGUGGGCCUGCAGCCCACGUCUGCGGAGAAGGUUCGGUGCAAGAAGAGCAGCAGUCAGGGCGACCUGGCAUCUGCUGUGGCCCACAAGGUAGCCCAGCUGAAGCCGAAGGUCAAGAGCAAGGGGCUGCCCACUGGCCUCAGCCCCUUUCGGCGAAAGGAGGCCACCCCAGGGGGUCGUAUCCGGAAGAAGCUGUCACGAGCCAAGAAUGCCAAGGCGUCUGGGGCGGCCCGGCACCCACAGCCCGACGGCGGCAUUGGUGGCAGGGAGGCCCCUAAGUUCCCAGCCCAGCCGGCAGCGGCCGCAACACGUGAAGCAGACAGCGGCUCAGACAGUGAAAACUGUGACGGUCUGCUGGAGACAGAAGAACCCCCCAAGGAGCCUGGGCUGGUGCUACAUGCUGGGACCCGCAUGGCCGUGCUGGGGCCCUCGCCCUCCUCCGUGGUCAAGAUGGAGGCCAACCAGAAGGCCAAGAAGAAGAAGGAGAGGCAGAGCUUGCUAGGAGCCUGCCGCCUCUCCAGCCCCGAGAGUGAGGUCAAGGUCAAGCGGAGGACGGUGAAGACCAAGGUGGGCAGCAAGCUGGAGCGGGCCCCAGGGCGCAGGCCCCCAGGGGGGCCCGGCAAGAAGAAGGCCAAGGCCAAGGCCAAGAGCGGCCUGCGGGCUGAGCCGGGGGCCGCGCCCAGCAGGGACGCCCUCUGCGGCCCUGCCCGGGCCUUCGCCUGCCAUGAGGAGGGCAGCAGGCUGGCCAGCGAGCGCCUCAAGAGAGCCACACGCAAGAGCACGGUGCUCCAGCCGGGGCUGCGGCGGAAGAAUGGGGCCCUGUCCAUUGCCCUGUCGCCCCGCAACGCCAAGGCCAUCCUGGGGAGGGGCCGGAAAGCGGGCAAGGUGAAAACCAAGGCCGUUGGCAAACAGGGCAAGGGCCGGGCGGUCACUCGGCUCCUGGAGAGCUUUGCGGUGGAGGACGACUUUGAAUUUGAGGACAGCAGCUGCCUCUCAGAGGAUGAGGAGGAGGAGGAGGCCAGUGGCCCCCUGAGCGCAGAGCAGAGCGCCGCCCUGGCACGCUCAUGCACCAUUCAUAAGGAGGACCUGCAGGACGGGCUACCUGUGCUCAUCCCCAAGGAGGACAGUCUGCUGUACGCGGGCAGCGUCAGGACCCUGCAGCCCCCUGACAUCUACAGCAUUGUCAUCGAGGGCGAAAGAGGCAACCGGCAAAGGAUCUACUCACUGGAGCAGCUGCUGCAGGAGGCGGUUCUGGAUGUCCGACCGCAGUCCAGCCGGUACCUCCCACCCGGCACGAGGGUCUGUGCCUACUGGAGCCAGAAGUCCCGCUGCCUGUACCCAGGCAACGUGGUACGAGGCACCUCCAGUGAUGAGGAAGAGGACCUGGACUCCGUGGUGGUGGAGUUCGACGACGGGGACACUGGCCACAUUGCUGUCUCCAACAUCAGGCUGCUGCCUCCAGACUUCAAGAUCCAGUGCACCGAGCCCUCGCCAGCCCUGCUGGUGUCCAGCAGCUGCCGGAGGACCAAGAAAUCUUCCUGUGAGGCGCCCCCGCCCAGUGAGGCCACCGCUCCCAGCCUGUCUCCUAAGGCUCGUGACGGGUCCGAAGCCUCAAAGACCUCCGGGAAGAAAUCCACAGGCAAAGACAAAGCUGGCAAAACAGAGCUCCUGACCUCUGGUGCCAAGCCCCCCGCGGGGGCCUCAGACCACUUCUUGGGCCGCCGGGGCAGCCCGCUGCUGAGCUGGUCGGCGGUGGCGCAGACCAAGCGGAAGGCGGUGGCCGCGGCAGGCAGCAAGGGGCCAGGAGUGCUGCAGAACCUCUUCCAGCUCAACGGCAGCGCCAAGAAGCUGCGGGCCCGCGAGGCCCUGUUCCCCAUGCACAGCGUGGCGCCACCCGUGUUCGGCAACGGCUUCCGCGCUGACUCCUUCAGCAGCCUGGCCAGCUCCUACGCGCCCUUUGUCAGCGGGGCCGGGCCUGGCCUGCCCGGGGGGGCCCACAAGCUGCUGCGGGCCAAGAAGGCCGAGGUUGAGAAGGGCGGGCGGCGGCGGACAGGCGGCGAGUUCCUGGUCAAGCUUGACCACGAGGGCGUGACCUCCCCCAAGAGCAAGAACUGCAAGGCGCUACACGCUGGCGACAAGGACUCGGGGCCCAGGCCAGGGAGGCCCCUGCCCAGCCCCAGCUACGGGCACCCAGCCCUCGUGGGCAAGGACAGGAAGGGGCGGGCACCCGUCCACCCGCUGCCCAUGGGGCUGGCGCUGCGCAAGUUCGCGGGCCAGGCCGAGUACCCGCUGCCCUGUGACAGCGACUGCCACAGCUCCUACUCAGACGAGGAGGAAGACGGGCCUGGCCUGGCACCCGGCGUGCCCUCCCGCUUCCUCGCCCGCCUGUCCGUGUCCUCCUCGUCCUCGGGUUCAUCCACCUCCUCCUCCUCUGGCUCCCUGUCCACCUCCAGCCUCUGCUCCUCGGACGACGAGGGCUCUUCCUACAGCUCAGACGAGGAGGACCCCGCCCUGCUGCUGCAGACAUGCCUCACCCACCCAGUGCCCGCGCUCCUGGCCCAGCCCGAGGCCCUGCGCUCCAAGGGGGGCGGCCCGCACCCGCACGCCCAGCGCUGCUUCCUGUCCAGGGCCACCGUGGCCGGUGGGGGUGCGGGCGCGGGCCCCAGCAGCAGCAGACCCCGGCUCAAGCGCAAGGAGGCCCUGAGCUUCUCCAAAGCCAAAGAGCUGUCCCGGAGGCAGCGGCUGCCCUCCGUGGAAAACCGGCCAAAGAUCUCAGCCUUCCUGCCCGCCCGGCAGCUCUGGAAGUGGUCGGGGAACCCCACGCAGAGGCGUGGCAUGAAGGGGAAGGCCAGGAAGCUGUUCUACAAGGCCAUCGUCCGGGGCAAGGAGACGCUUCGCAUCGGGGACUGCGCGGUCUUCCUGUCGGCCGGGCGGCCCAACCUGCCCUACAUCGGCCGCAUCGAGAGCAUGUGGGAGUCGUGGGGCAGCAACAUGGUGGUGAAGGUCAAAUGGUUCUACCAUCCGGAGGAGACCAAACUGGGGAAGCGGCAGAGCGACGGGAAGAACGCGCUGUACCAGUCCUGCCACGAGGACGAGAACGACGUGCAGACCAUCUCCCACAAGUGCCAGGUCGUAGGGCGCGAGCAGUACGAGCAGAUGACACGGAGCCGCAAGUACCAGGACCGACGGGACCUCUACUACCUGGCGGGCACCUACGACCCCACCACGGGGCGCCUGGUGACGGCCGACGGCGUGCCCAUUCUGUGCUGACUCUGCGCGGACGGCCGCAGGUGACCCACCCGCCCAGCGGUGCCCGGCGUGCAAGCCACAGGCACGAGAGGACGCAGCCCCACGCCUCUGAGUAGGAGGCUGGCCCACACCUCGGAGGGGCGAGUCUGAGCAAAUAUGCAAACCCACCAAGGCAAGAUCCAGGCUUUUUAUUAUUAUUAUUAUUAUUAUUUUCCCUGGAAAGCGAGAGAGCUUUUAGGCGUCGGAACCCAGUCCCAUCCGUCUGCUGCGGAGGGUCAGCUGUGCCCCCAACUGGGAUCCGCCGGCCCUCUCUGUUUUCCCGCAUCGGCAGUUCAUGAGAGAUUAGAAUCCAAGCCAUAUUUUCCCUAGUACCUCCGACUGUCUCCCACCAGGGAAAGCAGAAAUCAGGUGUGUUGUCUAUUUAUUUCUCUAUGUAAAUAUUGUAUUCCUUGCGGGGAAGUUUUAUGGAAAAAAAGUGGAAAAGGAUUUUUUUUUUCCCCACACGCGUGACAAGGGUGUGUGUGGGUGAGUGUGUGUGUGUGUCUGUGUAUGUGUGUGUGUAGAGAUUUUGUUCUGGGGGGUCUUCUUUGAAAAUGCACUGUUUUCCUCAGCCUAGCUGAGUUCCAACUGGGGUGUCUGUAACAACAGAGGCAGGUGGGGCGUGGUCCGAGGGGCCAGAGGCCACAGGAGGGAUCAGACAGAACCCUAGAUUAUACCUGCUGACCUCUUGGGGGGACUGUCUAAGAUGGAAGUCACACUCGAGUUUAUUUCCUUUUAAUUCAUCUCCUGGGGAAAAAUGUAUUGGGGGAGGUCGAUGAUGAGGGUCCCUUGCGGGGUAGGAGGGACGCCAGAAGCAGGCUCCCCAGCCCAAGACUGUGACUGCAGCCAUAUGUAUCUUACCUCUAUUUAAAACAAAGCAAAAAUGAACAAAUGUUUUAAACUAUCAAUAUGAAAGGAUGAUGUUUUGAUUUGAUUUCCUGAAUAUUCCAAGUUAUUUCCGAUUUCCGUUUCAAUGACCAUCUUGCCCAGCCUCCACUGAGCAGGAAAGGAACUGGCCCUCCCCAACUCACGUGGAGUUUUGCAGGCCUUUUCUGCAGCCGCUUGGCAGGGCCGAUGACCUGGCAGGCUAGUGCUUGGGGCCCAGAGCAGGGUUCCUCCUGCCCACACCCCAGCCUCGGGUACAAGGAGCGCUGCUCUGCCCAGCACCAUAAUUACUGUUGUGCCGCAUGCGUGUCCCAGACCCUCAGCACCACCCCAGUAAUCCCGGAGAACAUGUCACCCCUUCACUUUUUCUGAGGCCAAGAGGGACAGGCAGGGCAAACCAGGCCCGUGACCCAACAGCCCUUCCCUCCCCCCCAAAAACCGCACUGAGGGAUCCAUGCUCCCAUGUCACGCUAAGGGUCCCCUGGCCUCACUGAGAGCCCCAGGAAGGCCCCCCACGUUAGCCACUGCUCCUUAGCACGGGCUCUUGUGUGACCCACAGACCCACACCAGGUACCUGGGAAAUGAGUCGGCGGGUGCCUGGGCCCGCUUUUCUUUCCAACCAGGAAAUCACCCCGCCCACCCGGAGGGCCCCUCCCCCGCUCCUGGCGGCUCCAAGGAAAGUACAGGGACAGGGAGGGGUUCCCCUGCACCCCAGCUUUCCUCUCCCACCCCAACUCUCCCCUUUGUCUCGGCUCGAGUGCAAUAUUUCAUUCCUGGUGGUCGUCCUGGAGACGGCCGCCAAGGUCCUGCUGGCGGCUGGGGAAGUGGAAAGAUGCCGUGGAGAGGACACAGCCAGCUUCCAAGGCGCAUGUGGGGAAGGGCCAGCCAUGGACAGUAGAACCUGAGGCUACUUCCAACCCCAGUCUGCAAGGCAGGAACGAACAAAACAGGCAGCCUUUUCUUGGCCCUCCCGCCCUCCUGUUGGUUAUUCUCCCUCGUCUGUGGACUUCUGUCCUUUGCUUUUCUCUUCUCAUCCCCUCUGUCCGCGUGUGCGCGGACAGCGCGGCCUCCCACCGUGGUUAAACCUGGCAAAAGCACGACUCAUGUAAAUGUGUAAACUAAGAGGAUGGUUGAUUUUUUUUUCAAUGUAAACACUAAAAACAAACAAACAAAAAAAAAUGCAAAGGUUUUAUGAACAGCAAACUCUAUGUAAAGGCAUUUUAGUAUUAAAUUUUUUAUUGAUAACUUGCUUAAGAAUAAAUAUAUAAACUAUUGUACAGGU
Cervus elaphus (red deer) is the source of this 11136-nucleotide messenger RNA. It is a transcript of the gene BAHCC1, whose product is annotated as BAH domain and coiled-coil containing 1. Gene Ontology annotation, molecular function: chromatin binding. Bases 1158 to 8951 code for a protein of 2597 amino acids. The transcript is spliced from 27 exons. Lineage: Eukaryota; Metazoa; Chordata; Mammalia; Artiodactyla; Cervidae. The record is from RefSeq and is a predicted model, not a curated record.